AUGCGUGACCCCUUCCCAUCGAUCCCGGCCCUGAGCCGGGCCAUCGAGCCUCUGGCCGAGCGCCUCGGCAUGCCGACGCUAUCGUUCCAUAUCCACGAGGUCGUCGGCGCCGCCCUGCUCUACACCUUCAUACAAGUCGUCGUCUCGCCCGUGCUCUCGACCCGCUUCUUCCCGCAACACUACCCGCGCCAUGACCGAGCCAAGAAGGCCAACUGGGACACUCACGUCGUUUCCCUCUUCCAGAGCCUGCUGAUCAACGUGCUGGCCCUGUGGGUCAUGUUCGUUGACAAGGAACGCCAGGCCAUGGACUUCGAGCAGCGCAUCUGGGGGUACACGGGGGGAUGCGGCUUGAUCCAGGGGUUGGCCACGGGCUACUUCAUCUGGGAUCUGGGCAUCACCAUCCUGAACCUGGACAUCUUUGGUCUUGGGCUGCUCGCCCACGCCGUCAGCGCCCUGGCGGUAUACACCCUCGGCUUCCGCCCCUACAUCAACUUCUACUCCCCCGUCUUCAUCCUCUACGAGCUCUCCACCCCCUUCCUCAACAUCCACUGGUUUUUCGACAAGCUCAACAUGACCGGCUCCAAGCCCCAGCUCUACAACGGCAUCGCCCUGCUCGUGACCUUCUUCUCGUGCCGCCUGGUGUGGGGCACGUACCAGUCCGCCCUCGUAUACGCCGACAUGUGGAAGUCCCUGACGCAGGUACCCUCGGCCGAGUACCUGGCCCGAGCUUUCGCCGACCCGACCACGGCCGCGGACCCCAACACCAACCCCAUGUACUUUGCGCGCGACGCGCCGCCCAUCCCCGUCGCCCUGACCGCCGUCUACCUGGUCAGCAACCUCACCCUCAACUCGCUCAACUGGUUCUGGUUCGUCAAGAUGGUGGCCGCCGUCAGGAAGCGCUUCGAGCCCCCCAAACCGGGUGCCGCCGCUGCCGCUGCUGCCGGGAAGCGCGAGGCCGUGCCGGUGGAGGCUGUCUCGCGGUCGAAGGCGACCGGUCUGGAUGAGAAGGAGCGCCUUGUGGCGAGGCAACGUAGGGCGCCUUCGAUUAUUGAGGAUGUGGUGCCUGAUACGGAGGAGUUGAGGGAGGGGACUAUUCAAUGA
Messenger RNA from Chaetomium globosum CBS 148.51, 1101 nucleotides. RefSeq lists its product as uncharacterized. Lineage: Eukaryota; Fungi; Ascomycota; Sordariomycetes; Sordariales; Chaetomiaceae. Gene Ontology annotation, cellular component: endoplasmic reticulum; membrane. The transcript has 2 exons. The record is from RefSeq and is a predicted model, not a curated record. Bases 1 to 1101 code for a protein of 366 amino acids. Gene Ontology annotation, biological process: lipid homeostasis.